UAACGCAAGAGCUCCAUCAAGAACAUCAACUAUUCAAAUAAUUAUUUCCCGUGGUAUAGAAAUGCGACUGCAGCUCGCAUUGCUUCCUUCAUUAUGCCGUCAGCAGGAUUAAGGCAAUGCAUUCAUGAUGUGACGCUCUAUUUGAUUUAUCUGAUUUUCAUUUCUGCCCUUGGCCCACUACAGUUCGGUUUCCAUCUGGCUGAGCUCAAUGCUCCUCAAGAUGUUAUCACCUGCAAGAAGACCUCCGUUGCCGAACAUGUCGCCUCGACGCCCGACUCCAAACUUCCACAAUGCAUUCCUAUGAGCGAAGCCGAGUUCGCUCUCCUGUCCUCGAUGUUCGUCUUGGGAGGCUUCAUAGGUGCUGUCUCGUCGGGUCCGCUAUCUUCCCAGCAUGGCAGAUUGCUGGCUAUGCGGAUUACGAGCGUCUUCUUCGUUCUUGGAGCUACCGUUGAGACUCUAGCUGGCACGGUACCCAUCAUGGCGAUUGGCAGAAUGCUGUCUGGUGUGGGAGGAGGAGCGUCGACUGUUAUUGUUCCCAUAUACAUCUCAGAGAUUGCACCCCCACACGAGAGAGGGCUGUUUGGAUCAACGACCCAGGUGGCCAUCAACAUUGGAAUUUUGAUUACCCAAACAAUGGGAUACUACCUAAGCAAGGGCUCUCUAUGGAGGAUCAUACUAGGGGCUGGAGCUGGACUCGGUUUGGUACAAGGACUUGGGAUGUGCUUCAUGCCAGAAAGUCCUGCGUGGUUGGCAGCGCACAAGCAAUCUCAAAAAGCCGUUCGAGUACUGCAGCGAGUUCGAGGCCACUCCUACGAUAUCUCGGAGGAAAUCAACGACUGGGAUAUUGAUAAAGAUACAACAGAAGAAGAGCGCCUUCUCAUUGACCCAGAAACCAGACGUCGAGAAUCAGUCACCAGUAAAGCUUCUGCCGCAAAUACUGCACAUGUCGGAUUCUUCCAGAUCGCCAACGACCCAUUUUACCGUCCUGUUCUCAUCGCUGUGAUUGGUAUUAUGGUGUCUCAACAGUUCACUGGUAUCAACAGCAUCAUGAUGUAUUCGGUGUCACUGCUAGCAGGCGUUCUUCCCAUCACCUCCAGUCUACUCACGAUUAUGAUUUCGAUCAUCAACCUUAUCACUACGAUCAUAUGUGCUCCUUUGGCGGACAAGAUCGGCCGCAAAGCUUGUCUUUUGCUCUCCAUCGCAGGAAUGGGAUCUAUGUCUCUAUGCCUAGCUAUAUCCAUGCGGCUAGACCUCAAGCUCCUAUCAGCAAUCUCUGUCCUUGCAUUUGUUGCUUUCUUCGCCACUGGUUUAGGACCAGUACCUUUCAUGAUGGCAAGUGAGCUUGUUGGGACGGAAGCUGUUGGUGCAACACAGAGUUGGGCAUUAGGAGCCAACUAUGUUGCAACUUUCAUCGUUGCUCAAUUCUUCCCAAUCAUUAACACUUUGUUGAAUGAGAAGUUAGGAGGGAAGGGAUGGGCAUUCUUCAUCUUUACUGGACUAGCAGCUCUUUGCUUCUUGUUCGUUUCGUGGAGGGUUCCCGAGACGAAGGGGAAGAGGGAUCCCGAUGAGGUUUGGGGUCGGGAAAGAAGAAUUGAUUGAAUUUGAGCGUUGUCUUUUGGUGUUGGGCUGCACUGGACUGGAGACUGUUGGGCGAGGGGUUUGGCGUAACCUACCUGGAUAGUGAUUUGGUUCAGAUGUUGAUUGUUGAUUGCAAUAGAAUUCACCUUUCAAUCACUU
Messenger RNA from Mollisia scopiformis, 1737 nucleotides. Its product is annotated as general substrate transporter. Gene Ontology annotation, cellular component: membrane. Gene Ontology annotation, biological process: monosaccharide transmembrane transport. Lineage: Eukaryota; Fungi; Ascomycota; Leotiomycetes; Helotiales; Mollisiaceae. Bases 94 to 1599 code for a protein of 501 amino acids. The transcript has 2 exons. Gene Ontology annotation, molecular function: hexose transmembrane transporter activity. The record is from RefSeq and is a predicted model, not a curated record.